Messenger RNA from Blastomyces gilchristii SLH14081, 2626 nucleotides. RefSeq lists its product as uncharacterized. The record is from RefSeq and is a predicted model, not a curated record. The transcript is spliced from 3 exons. Lineage: Eukaryota; Fungi; Ascomycota; Eurotiomycetes; Onygenales; Ajellomycetaceae. The coding region runs from base 347 to 1696 and encodes 449 amino acids.
CGCAGACAAAUAGCUUAACUCCAGGGCCAGCUUCCCAAGCUCGUCCCCACGGUAUGGUAACUAACGGUGUCCAAGGCAGUUCCCCCUGUCAUCCUAAACGGCCGCAGAUGGCGUAUCAUUAGCGCGGCAAAGGAAGCGCCAAACGCCUUUCUAAAGCCCACGUGAUGGGACAUUUCGCUGAGCAACAUGGGAGCUAUCGACGAUCAGCUCUGUCGGAGUUUUUGUUUAGCCCCAAAGCUAUUAUUAUUUUUUUAUUAUGGACAACGGCACUGCCACUAGGCAAAUCCGCAGCUCCGGGUGUUGCCUCAAGUUGGGGGCUCAAUAAUAGUUCGGUUCCAACACACCUAUGCCUCCAUCUUCAACUUCAAUUCGUCCCAUCAUGGCGGCACCGCCCUCCAUCAGUGCGGAAUCCCCUUACCAAGUUCCGCCCGCAGCGGCCAAAACCCGGACUCAGACACAUCGACGCCGCCUUAAUCGCGAGGAGCGAAAAGAUAUCCUAAUCCUACGGCGUUUGGGUUAUACGUAUCAAGCUAUAGCUGAACAUCUUCACGUAUCCCACCGUGCCGUUCAAUAUACCUGUGAAUCAAAUACCUGUGAUCCCAAGAAACGGCCAGGCCGGAACAGCAGGCUGUCCAGCAAGCAAGUCGAUGACAUUGAAGCCUUUUUGACCGCCUCCAAGGAAAACCGGAGCAUGUCAUAUAAGAAGAUAAUUGAGGCCCUUGGCCUUGACGUCAAGCAGGACUGUCUGCGUCGAGCUUUACAAAAACGUGGUUAUACCCGACAGGUUACCUCAGUACCUAAUUGUCAAUCCAGCAAACGUAGCCAGCUUACUGGGGAACUUUGUAAAGACCCUGAUAUCAAGACCAAAAGCCAGGGCGAACCGGAGUCCUCCGCCGGGAUGAUGUUGCCAGAAAAUCCUUCGCCAGCGGGACUUGAUUCCGCAGUAGUCCUACAUCACCACCAUCACCAACCUACCGCCGCUCAAGCUCAAGCCCCAGUCACUCGAUACCCUCAUUCUCCGUCUCCCUACCAAGGCCAUCACUCCAUUGCUCCUCAACCACUACCUAUCCCGCUUCAACAUCAUCCAGGCCCAUACCACCAAGUCGUACCACCAGAAUUCCGACAGGCUCCGCAACAAUACCACUCUAUGGCACCCUAUUAUCAUUAUCAUCAACAGCAGCAGCAGCAGCACCCACAACAAUGCCAGUCAAUACCCCUUGGAUCUCCAUCUCUCCCUCCCCAGUACAGCCCAGUGCCGUUACACCCUCACUCUUCGUCAACAGGUGUCCCCCAAUACCAUCCAGUUCACGAAUAUCACCCCAUAUCUUCUAAUAAAUUACGGCCUCCGGUCCCGGAAUAUCGUCGAGCUCUAUCCGAGUAUUGUCCCAGCUUGAUCGACCGCCGCUCCGCUUCGGUCCAAACUCCGUCUCCUUUUCAAUCGCCGUCCUUCGCCUCCCUCCCCAUCGACCAUCGACAUCAAAACCUCAGCCGCAGUACAUCUCCAGGUGUGUGCCAAACAACAACCUCUCACGGGCAAAUGCUUUUGGAAGUGUCGAGCAUGACGGACCGAUCGCGGAAGUCAAGCGGCUAUUCAACGCCGCUUACAAUACCAGAUGACCGUAGUGACUACUACAGAUACGAGACGAGCGCUCCCCCAGAUGCCACCGGUAUCGAUUCCGAGACGAGGUUGCGAUAGCAGUUGAAUUUUAUCUAUUUUCACUUGCAAAGAUACAACUAGAGUAAUAGAAAUAGGCCUCAGGGCCGGACUUGGCGUGUAUGUGAAGAGAGCCCGCAUGAGACGUUGGAAGUGAACAUGCACCUGUACAAUAUCCGAUACGCCUCACAGAGAGGACUUAAUAUUUGGCGUUUUGGGAACAUUCUGCGCCUUUAAUCCUUUUUUCUCAUUAUUUCUUCUCCAUUCCCCCUCUCAUUUUUAAUAUUUCCGAUUGUUUGGGGUUUCUUUUGUGGCUUUGUUUUAAUGUUGAGGAUAAUAGAAUAUAGAAUAUAGACCAUAGCUUUCAUACAUAACAACAUUCUCUCCCCCAUUGUUUCAUCCUACGCAAUAUCUGUCUAGGUCCAUGCCUCCAACCGAAUAUUCGCAUAGAAUGUCGUUCUCAACGCACAUACCCAGCCCUCCAAACAACCACGGAUAGGAAAAUUGCGAAGGGUAAAACAAAAUCGAAAGGCCAUGAUUUGCAAUAUUCCACGGCUAGCUCUAAGAGACCGCCAUGUCUACCAAACGUCAAACGCAUAGAUCAGCAAGCAGCCCAAUCACGAACGCAACAGCGUUCGCACGAUACUUCUCUACAACAGCCCUAUGAACCUCCCUGUCAAAGCCGCUGUCACACACCGGGUCCCCCGAGUCGCAGUAGGAUCGCAUGCGGGAAGCAAAUUCGUCACAGGAUUCGGAAUCCGGGCGCGGCAGGAGCUGGACGAUAUUCUUGUUUUUAGUGUGGUGAUGGGUAAUUGGCAAUGGAUAAGACAAUUGUAUUUUUUAAAUGGCAUAUCUUCUUUAAAGCAGCAGAAGAGGAAAGGAACUUACACCGUUUCUGGUUGAGGUGCCAACAUCGAACGAUUUGCCAGGCACAUGGCGCGGAUCAGCCAUGAAAAUGAUCGCAGAUACUAC